Messenger RNA from Esox lucius (northern pike), 2101 nucleotides. RefSeq names its product glutathione reductase (gene gsr). NCBI's taxonomy places the organism in Eukaryota, Metazoa, Chordata, Actinopteri, Esociformes, Esocidae. Gene Ontology annotation, biological process: cellular response to oxidative stress; glutathione metabolic process; cell redox homeostasis. Gene Ontology annotation, molecular function: flavin adenine dinucleotide binding; glutathione-disulfide reductase (NADPH) activity; NADP binding. The coding region runs from base 89 to 1603 and encodes 504 amino acids. The transcript is spliced from 14 exons. Gene Ontology annotation, cellular component: cytosol; mitochondrion. The record is from RefSeq and is a predicted model, not a curated record.
UUCUUUAUUAUUAAUGUGUCAAAGGUUAUGUUAUACCCGUCCGCUUCAAAGCUGUCUUAGCUAAUAUGAGAUGAGGAGAUCGUAAAACAUGGAAUGGAUCAAAAUGUCUAGACAGCAGCUUUUAAGCACUGUAAAUGCGAUUCAGACCGUGACACGGCCAUGGUCUAGACACAAAGUUAGCCGUCGGAGUAUGGCCUCAGAUGCGGCAACCCGGUUCGAUUUUCUGGUGAUUGGUGGUGGAUCUGGGGGUCUAGCUGGUGCACGCAGGGCGGCGGAGCUCGGGGCCACUGCCACGGUGAUUGAGAGUCACAAACUCGGAGGUACCUGCGUCAAUGUUGGCUGUGUUCCUAAAAAGGUUAUGUGGAAUACUGCCGUUCAUGCCGAAUUUUUGCACGAUCACUCUGAUUACGGGUUUGACAUUGGAAACGUUCAGUUCAACUGGGAAACCAUCAAGGCCAAAAGGGAUGCAUAUGUUAGUCGGCUGAAUCAUAUCUAUCGCAACAAUCUUGACAAGGCUAAAAUUGAGACGAUUCAGGGUCAUGCCAGGUUCACAAACGACCCUGAACCAACUGUUGAGGUGAAUGGGAAAAAGUACACAGCGCCCCAUAUUCUCAUAGCCACAGGAGGGUACCCUUCUCUCUUGAGUGACAAUGAUGUCCCAGGGGCAAAUCAUGGCAUUACCAGUGAUGGCUUUUUUGAACUGGAAAGCCUUCCUAAACGCAGUGUCAUAGUAGGGGCGGGAUAUAUUGCAGUGGAAAUGGCAGGCAUUCUUUCCACACUGGGGUCCAAAACGUCUGUCAUUUGUCGACAGACAGGGGUGUUGAGAAACUUUGAUGCCUUCAUAAGCACAAAUUGCACCAAAGAAUUGCAGAACUCUGGCAUAGAGUUGUGGAAAAAUACUCAGGUGAAGUCAGUGAGUAAGAAAGACAAUGGCCUGCUAGAGGUCACACUGGUUACCAAAGACCAAGAGAAGAAAAAUGACGAGGAGAAGAUCAACACCAUCCAGGAGGUAGACUGUCUGUUGUGGGCCAUUGGCCGGGAGCCCAAUACCUCUGGCCUCAACCUCAGCCAGGUGGGUGUGGAUAUUGAUGAGAGAGGCUUCAUCAUUGUAGAUGAGUUCCAAAACACCACUCGCAAAGGCAUCUAUGCCGUAGGAGAUGUGUGUGGAAAGGCUCUCCUCACACCUGUUGCCAUUGCAGCAGGGCGAAAGUUGGCUCAUCGACUGUUUGAGGGAAAGAAGGAUGCCAAGGUUGACUACUCCAACAUUCCCUCUGUUGUUUUCAGCCACCCGCCCAUUGGAUCAGUGGGCCUCACGGAAGAGGAGGCCAUUAAAAGCAGGGGGAAAGAGAAUGUGAAGUCGUAUAAGAAGUCUUUCACCCCAAUGUAUCAUGCCAUCACCACCAGGAAGACUCAGUGCAUCAUGAAGAUGGUGUGUGUGGGCAAGGAGGAAAAGGUGGUUGGCCUUCAUAUGCAAGGCAUUGGCUGUGACGAGAUGUUGCAGGGCUUCGCGGUAGCCAUCAAGAUGGGUGCCACUAAAGCAGACUUUGACAAUACUAUUGCCAUUCACCCCACCUCAUCUGAGGAGUUUGUUACAAUGCGUUAACAACGGCGACCUCUUAACCCCUUCCUUUCUUAUACAGGAUUAGUGGGCAUCGCAAGUGGCUCGGCCAACGUUUCUCUGCAACAGCUCGAUGACGCAUGUCCAAUGACAGCUCUCUACUUCCAAUUUACUCUCAUUCAGGUUCUCUUUUAUGCACAUCGCUUAAAUCUUUUAGAAAAUGCCUAAAUGGACCAAGAAUAGGAAUUUACUGCUUUAUUCAGUUGUUCUGUGGAUGUUUAAGCAGUUAAUAUUCAUUUAUUAAAAAAUACCAGGUUUUGUACUGACUGUGAAAUGGAAGUGGUGGAUCUAUAGGCAUUUUUGUCAAGUCGUUUGCAUUGGGAGGAAUUCUCUCUUGGUGUAACCACACUUGUCGGUCAUUGUUUUGAAACCCAAACACUGCCCCCAUUUACCAGCACUAGUAGGACACUAUUUAACUACUACUGAAUUGCAAUAGAUGCAUUGAAUAAACUGGCAAACUUGCAUCUUCAUUUUCCAUUCAAA